UUUGCCUGGUCUCUGAGUUUGCUGCUGAUACUGAUAACGACAAUCGUAGGGCUAUACUGCUGGAGGAGAAUCUAUUUGAAAAAACUCCGUGAUAAAGCGGCCCAGUUGUUGUUCCAAAGCCAUGAUCCUUCGCAGCUACGUUUCCGCAAGCGGGACAAAAUGUUGUUCUAUGGCCGGCGGAUGCUCCGAAAGAUGAAAUCCAUCUCCGGCCAAGCCUACAGCGGUCAGGGAAGAAAACGAAAGGCCGUCAUGCGUUUUGCCAAACGGUUGCUCAUGCGUCGGGAUAAUGAUCCGAUUCAGCUGCAGGUGGUUGAGCCACCGGCUGAGUACUUGGAAGAGGCCGCAGAAGGCAACGACAAGGUUCCGCCGGAUGCGCUGUACAUGCUGCAAAGCAUUCGAAUCUUUGGCCAUUUCGAGAAGCCCGUCUUUUUGAAGAUAUGUAGGCAUACGGAAAUUAUUAAUUUGAUAGCUGGCGAAUCGUUGAUAAAGGUUGGCGAUCCGGACGACAGUGUGUUCAUUGUGCAAUCGGGACAGGUGAACGUGUUUCUGAAUAAUCCUGACGGCAGUUCAAUUGCGUUGAAAGUGGUUAGGAAGGGAGAAUCCGUUACGUCGCUUUUGAGUUUCAUCGAUGUGUUAGUGGGUAACACAAGUCAAUACAAAACUGUAACGGCUAGAGCCAUGGAAAACUCCCAAGUUAUACGCCUGCCUAUGUUCGCGUUCAAAGAAGUGUUUGACGAAAGUCCCGAUCUGUUGGUUCGAGUAAUACAGGUCAUAAUGAUCCGGUUGCAGCGUGUCACCAUAACAGCACUGCAUAACUAUUUGGGACUGAGCACUGAAUACAUUCAAUGUUCGUCGCAGCGAAAGAAAGUGGCCGUACCGAUAAAGAACAGUCCCGGCCACCGCCGAGUGCCGUCGGACGUGCAAGCUCCGUCUCAUUCGUUGGUUGGUCACACCGUGACCGGCGAAGCCCGUCCAGAUAUGCUAGCAGAUUUGUCCGAUCAUGUAGGGAGCCGGCGGGCAUCGGCGCUUCCGAGUGAGCCCAUGGAAGACACCGUAAUGAAAUCGAUUGCCAUCGAAGGAUUCCUGAAAGAGCUUGGCUUGAAGGAUGAAGAUCGUCCGGUCGUGGAGGACAACAUUGUGAUAAAGGAAAUCGCCCCGGGAACCACGUUGACGCAUCAGGGUAGAAGUGAUGACGUUCUGUUAAUCUUCGUUAUAAGUGGUGGCUUGACAAUAGCUCAAUAUCCGCAAAUAAACAUUGGAUGCAACAAGAAGCUGGAUAAAUCGGAAAACCAUACCGUCACGAUCCAUCCGGGCGAUGUGGUUGGUGGUUUGGCAGUGCUCACCGGAGAAAGCAGUUUGUACACUAUUAAGGCGAAGCACUAUUCUCGAGUGGGGUUACUUAGUAAGGAAAUUAUUUACAAUAUAAUGCGUGAAAGGCCGGCUGUCGUGUUGGAUAUUGCAGACUGCGUGGUGAAGCGUCUAUCUCCCCUAGUGCGCCAAUGUGAUUUUGCCUUGGAUUGGAACUUUUUAGAAUCUGGUCGUGCUGUAUAUCGGCAGGACGAAAACAGUGACUGCACUUAUAUCGUUCUCAACGGGCGUCUUCGUUCGGUUAUCACUCACUCGAAUGGUAAGAAAGAGAUCGUAGGAGAAUACGGCAAAGGAGACUUAAUCGGCAUCGUGGAGAUGAUCACGGAAACACCCCGCACCACCACCGUGAUGGCUGUCCGCGAUUCCGAGCUGGCCAAACUGCCGGAAGGUCUUUUCAAUGCAAUUAAGUUUAAGUAUCCGAUUGUGGUAACACAGCUGAUUAGUUUACUGAGCCAUAGAAUACUGGGAUCAAUGCAAGCUCGUCCAAUCACCGGAAGCUCCUUAACGGCGGUUCCAUUCGACACGACACAACAGAUUCAGCAUCGAUAUUCUACGGUCGCUAUUGUUCCCAUCAGUGAAGACGUUCCUUUGACCGCCUUCACCUACGAGUUGUACCACUCGUUAUGUGCCAUUGGGUCGACUUUGCGAUUGACUUCGGAUGUUGUUAGAAAGACUCUCGGUCCGCAAAUUAUGGAUCAAUCCAACGAAUACCGCUUGACCAGUUGGCUAGGCCAGCAGGAAGAUCGCCACAACAUUGCACUGUAUCAGUGCGAUCUAACGUUUGGCCCUUGGACUCAACGAUGCUUACGGCAGGCUGACGUAAUUGUAAUCGUAGGAUUAGGAGACAGACCACCCACAAUUGGAAAGCUAGAAAAAGAGAUCGAUAGACUCGCGAUACGUACUGCAAAAGAAUUAGUUCUGCUGCAUCACGAGGGAGCUGCACGACCAACAAACACAACCAGCUGGCUCAAUAUGCGAGCCUGGGUGUCUCGACAUCAUCACAUUCAGUGUCCGAAAAGACUGUUCACAAGGAGAAGUCAAUACCGAAUUAACGAUUUGUACAGUAAGGUGUUGAUGUCGGAGCCAAAUAUCCACUCGGACUUCUCCCGCCUGGCAAGGUGGCUUACCGGCAAUUCGGUUGGAUUGGUGUUGGGCGGUGGAGGAGCACGCGGAGCAGCCCACGUGGGUAUGUUCAAGGCCAUUCAGGAAGCUGGCAUUCCUAUCGAUAUGGUUGGCGGUGUGAGCAUUGGUGCGUUCAUGGGGGCGCUCUGGUGUUCGGAGAAAAACGUGACGACCGUUACGCAGAAGGCUCGAGAGUGGUGCAAGAAAAUGACCCAAUGGGGACGACAGCUGAUGGACUUGACCUACCCGAUCACGUCCAUGUUUUCCGGGCGAGACUUCAACCAAACCAUUCGGGGAACUUUCGGCGACGUGUGUAUCGAGGACCUCUGGAUACCGUACUUUACGCUUACCACCGACAUUUCGGCCAGCUGUGCACGUACUCACACCCAUGGAACACUGUGGCGUUAUGUACGUGCUAGUAUGUCCGUAGCAGGAAUAUUCCCACCUAUCUGUGAUUUAAGAGAUGGUCAUCUACUGUUAGAUGGUUGUUACACUAAUAACGUGCCAGCGGACGUUAUGCGAGCUCAAGGUGCUGCCCAUAUCAUUGCCAUUGACGUCGGGUCCCAGGACGACACGGAUCUGACCGAUUACGGAGAUGAUCUUUCCGGCUGGUGGCUUCUGUACAAACGUUGGAAUCCUUUCACAUCGCCAGUCAAGGUACCCAAUCUACCGGAUAUCCAAUCGCGUUUGGCUUACGUUUCGUGCGUCCGACAAUUAGAGGAAGUCAAAAAGAGUGACUAUUGCGAGUAUAUUCGACCACCAAUCGACCAGUACAAAACGCUAGCGUUCGGCAGUUUCGAUGAGAUCAAAAACGUUGGCUUCGAGCAUGGGAAAUCGUUCUUCGAAAACAUGGCCAAGUGCGGGCGGCUGUCGCGGUUCAACCAAUGGAGCGUCCGGGAUGUCCCGCAGAAAGUGACACAUUCGCUAAAUGAAUAUACGUUCAUCGAUUUAGCACAAAUAGUCUGCAAAGUGCCGGAAACCUACCCGGAGCGGGGAUAUUCGUCGAGCGAGGAUGAUUACUAUGACGGCUACGCCUCCGAACCGUCCACCAUGCCGAUGAUGAAGAAAAGUGCUUCGCUUAGAAUCAUGCGAGCGGCUGGAUCGCUGUCGCUAUCGGAGAACGAAAUGGACUCGGAUGAGCUGGAAAUACCGGUCGCCUUCAAGAAGCUGCAGAGCACUCCGACGCCAGAGAAAAUCUCCAGUCUACCACUGACGCCGGAAAAGUCAAAGCGUACCCCUUAGGAUCGACCACUCUUUUUUCCUUAGUCACUCCUCAAUUGAAGAGAAAAUGGAACUUAUAUCACCUUUUUGUGAUUUUUUAUACACCUAUUCCAAUCGAAUGUUUUUUCUAUACCAAAAAUUUCUGAUGUAGUACUUUAGUUUUAGGAUAAUGAGUUCAAAAUGUUCGUUUAUGUUUGUAGUUUCAGCGAUUUAUUCAUUGAGCUUUGUAUAUAAAUAAAAACUAUUUUCGAAAUGAA
Aedes albopictus (Asian tiger mosquito) is the source of this 3968-nucleotide messenger RNA. RefSeq names its product neuropathy target esterase sws (gene sws). Gene Ontology annotation, molecular function: phosphatidylcholine lysophospholipase A1 activity. Gene Ontology annotation, cellular component: endoplasmic reticulum. Gene Ontology annotation, biological process: phosphatidylcholine metabolic process. Lineage: Eukaryota; Metazoa; Arthropoda; Insecta; Diptera; Culicidae. The record is from RefSeq and is a predicted model, not a curated record.